Molecule: messenger RNA, 2745 nt
Organism: Grosmannia clavigera kw1407
Lineage: Eukaryota; Fungi; Ascomycota; Sordariomycetes; Ophiostomatales; Ophiostomataceae
Product: apses transcription factor
Exons: 3
Coding region: 1-2745 (914 amino acids)
Cellular component (GO): SBF transcription complex; MBF transcription complex
Molecular function (GO): protein binding; transcription coactivator activity; DNA binding
Source: RefSeq, a predicted model, not a curated record
AUGGCGUCGUCUACAGUCACGACAGCCUUGCAUUCCCACCGCGCAUCCUUUUCUGCUGCGGCUCCCCUCUCGCCGUCACCCGCGCCUCCUCCGUCCCAGCUGCCGCCCGCUCCGUCUGCAACGCUGCCGUCGGUAACGCUGCAUGCGCCCGCGGCAACGUCGACUUCCACAUCGACAUCACUGCUGCCUCAUCCGCCGUCCUCUCAACUCGGCCACGGUGCUGCCGGUCAUCCCUCCUUCGAUCACGUAACCGGCAACAUCCAUAUGCCGUCCGCAUCGCAACCAGCUCAGCCGUCGUCUCAGCAGUCGUUCGUCAUGAAUCAGCCAUCGUCCCAGCCAAAUCCCACUCUCUCGGCCUCUGCCUAUCACCCGUUCUCGGAGUCGUCCCAGCCCAAGCUGGAGCAUGACGAUCCGAUGAAGAUUUACUCGGCCGUGUAUUCGGGCACCAACGUCUACGAAAUGGACGUGAAUGGCAUUGCGGUUAUGCGUCGGCGCCACGACUCGUGGCUCAAUGCCACCCAGAUACUGAAAGUCGCCGGUGUUGACAAAGGCAAGCGUACCAAGAUUCUGGAGAAGGAGAUCCAGACCGGAGAACACGAGAAGAUCCAGGGCGGCUACGGCAAAUACCAGGGCACGUGGAUCGGCUUCGAGCGGGGUGUCGAGGUGUGCCGGCAGUACGGCGUCGAGGAGAUUCUGCGCCCGCUUCUGACGUAUGACAUGGGCCAGGACGGCGGCAUUGCCGGUCAGGGCAACUUCAACACGCCGACAAAAGAACAGGCCAUGGCCGCUCAGCGCAAGCGCAUGUACAAUGCCAGCAACGACAACCGCGCAAACGGUGCAUCCGGGACCUUCUUCCGGGGCAUCUCCAACACUGCGUCCAAUAUGGUGGGCAUCAUAAGCAAGGCCCGAUUCGAUUCGCCCGGCCCACGAAACCGAGCUGCCGGCGGACAGGCAGACAGGAGUGGUCUUGCCCGGGCCCCAAGCUUCACGCGACAGCCAUCGAUACAGGCCGACGAGCUGCCCAACUCGCAGCAGAGCUUUGCGUCCGACUAUGGCCGCGACAGCGAAACACCCGUAUAUCUCUCGCAGCAGCAGAGCACGCAGCAGUCCGUUGGCGACGGUGCUGAGCCUCCACGCAAACGAGCUAGAAUGGGCGCCACGUCCGGAGACAGCUUUGCCUUUGCCGGUUCUGCUGACGCCUAUGCCAAUGCGAGUGCAUUUCCUGGUUCACCGACGGAACCAAACGAGUCGUUCAUCUACAACCAGGCCGGCCUCAACGCUCACCUGGUGGCGUCCAAUGACGGCCAUGUUCCGCUGCCUCCGCUGCCGUUUGAGGUCUCGCCCGACGCCGAGGCCAAGCGCAACACGCUCAUGUCCCUCUUCAUGGACGCCAAUGGCGACGAUCACUCUCGCCACGACACCCUACGCCGCAUGACCCCUGGGGAGCUGGACAUGCCCAUCGAUGCCCAGAGCCACACCGCGCUGCACUGGGCUGCCACCUUGUCACGCAUGCCGCUUCUGCGAGCCUUGAUAGCCAGUGGGGCAAACCCGUUCCGGGUCAACGCCGUCGGUGAGACUGCACUGAUGCGGGCAUGUCUCGUCACCAACUCCCACGAGCACAGCUCCAUGCCGGAUCUUCUCGACGUGCUCGGCAGUACCAUUGAGGUGCGGGACGCCAAGGGUCGAACGGUCCUGCAUCACAUUGCCGUCACCAGCUCGGUCAAGGGCCGGAGUGCCGCCAGCCGAUACUAUCUGCAAUGUCUCCUGGAAUGGGUUGUCCGCCAGGGCAGCGCACCGAACAGCCAAACCAUGCAGCCAGGCAUGAAUGGUAGCGCUCCUUCUGCGCCUGCCAAGCUUGGCCUGGCACGCUUCAUGAGCGAGAUUGUGAAUGCGCAGGACAAGGCUGGCGACACGGCGCUCAACAUUGCAGCCAAGAUUGGCAACCGCAGCAUCAUCUCCCAGCUCCUAGAGGUAUGCGCCGAUCCCAACCUGCCGAACCGGCAAGGAUUGCGGCCGCUGGACUUUGGUGUGGGUGCCGACUCUGUGGUCAAUGCUACCGGCGGCGAGGCGGCAGACGGCGAUCAUAGCGGAACCGUUGGCAGCAGCCAGAAGAGUCGAGAGAGUAGCGACGAUAUUGUUUCAUCGAUAACACACCUCCUCACCGAGACCGCAUCGGUCUUUCAGGCCGAGAUGAAGGCAAAGCAACAAGCCGUAGAGGCUCUGCACAGCCAACUGCGCACCACGUCAGCCCAGCUCGGCGAUGCCCGGAGAACACUGGACGCGCUGCAGGAAAAGGUCAAGAACCAGCAGCAAGCCCGCCAGCGGGUUCUCAACCUGUCGCGGGCACGAGAUGAGGAACAGUACCGUCUCGUGGAUCUGGAACGGGCACACGGUCGAACCAUCGCGGAGCUCGACAGCAUGGCAAGCUGGGCGGUCGAACCGGACGCCUCUGCAGACUCGGCAGAUGCCGCAACAUUGCCGUCAGCCGCCGUGAUGCGAGCUCGAAUUCGCGCGCUGCACCAGCGCACAGCCGAGACACGGCGGGCCGAACAGGCGCUCAAGAGCCGCAGCCGAGACAUCGAGCUCAAAUUUCGCCGUCUCGUGGCCUUGGCAACCCGCUGCUCCGACGCCGAUGUGGACAGCCAUCUGGACGGUCUGAUGCGUGCCGUGGAAAGCGAAAAAGGCGACCUGGAGAUCGGACGGGUGCGUCGCUUCUUGGGCGGCGUGGAAGGGCUAGUGCAUUGA